AUGUUCUUGUCGUUUUGGUUGUUGGGUACGGCAGUGACGCCUGCGAUCGCACUUGCGGGGAACGGCGAAGACUCGUACUUCAAUGGACAGGGCACGUCGUACACUCUUGGACGAGUCUCGGGUGGCGAUUGCAACUUCAUGUACGACUUCGACGUGGGCGACAACUACGCUGCACUGAACAAUGAACAAUGGGAGUCGAACCUCAACUGCGGUCGAUGUGCUGAAGUCUCGUGCGACGACGCUCAAUGCCGUCGAGACGCGACGCGCUCGGCUCUUGUGUACAUUGUGGACAAGUGCUCUGAUUGCGGUCAUGGCGACUUGUACUUGUCGUCGACAGUUUUCAAGGAGCUCCGAGGCAACAGUGACCCGUCUCGGUACAAGGUCAAGUGGAAGUUUGUCGACUGCCCUGUCAAGGGCAACAUCCAGUACUGCACCAAGAGUGGCAGCAGCAACUCAUGGCUAGCGAUUCAACCGGCCAACUUUGCCAAUGGCGUCGCGAGUAUGCGGAUCGCCAACCAGGACGUGACGGUGGUGGACUCGAGCUACUACUUCCUGCUGAACAACGGGGCGAACGUCGACAUUUCGGCUGUGGACGUCGAGCUCACGUCUGUGUCAGGCGAGACGAUCACGGAGAAGUUGUCACUGGCGGCCGACGUGUGCACUGCCGGCACGUCCAACUUUGGAGCGAGUAGUACGCAGAACUUAAUGAGUCCAACGAGUCAAAGGGACUGGACUCAAAGCGGGCGAGUGGACAACCAAACGCCGACAAGUGAUCCGAUAUCAGCUGUAGCUCCGUCUGCUGCGGACAGUGGUGUGUACAGCCAGCAGAAUGAAGUCAGCAACUUCUUUGGCCGUCUGGAUCAAAACACUACUACCAAGUGUGGUGAGAAGUUUGGAGCUGGGAAGGUCAUUGCGGCCGAUGAAUUGAGCAGUGAAGUGUCCAUUUUACAGUCAAGCGAGGAUCGUGUAGAGAGAACAGCAGCAGCCCACUCUCACCAGCAAGAUGUAUGGAACGACACCAUGAAGAUCAACACCAAGUCGAACGAUUUUUCGCCGCACACGAGUCCUGUGCUCGUGUCGUUUGCGGUGUUAGCGGUCGUGGGUGGCAUCGCUUCAGCUGUCGUCGCCUACACUGUCAAGAAGAAGGCGCUGGAUGACAAGCGCGAAGACUUUAAUCGGUCAUUUGACACCUUGAGCUCUCCGGUUAAUAUCGACAUGACCAUUGCAAAGAUUUAA
This is a messenger RNA of Hyaloperonospora brassicae, 1236 nucleotides long. NCBI's taxonomy places the organism in Eukaryota, Oomycota, Peronosporomycetes, Peronosporales, Peronosporaceae. The record is from the annotation of a GenBank genome assembly.